Seminavis robusta is the source of this 2679-nucleotide messenger RNA. NCBI's taxonomy places the organism in Eukaryota, Bacillariophyta, Bacillariophyceae, Naviculales, Naviculaceae. The record is from the annotation of a GenBank genome assembly.
GGGUUGUUGUGUGUUCUGUGCGUGUUUUCUAAAGGCCGUUGCAUCUCACAUUCCCAACAACUUACACAUCGAAUUCUACAUGUAUUAUCAUUGCCAGAAAACCAAAGAAAGAAGUACAUGAAGCUUGUUGACAAGUUUGGGGGAGAUCAACUAGCUAGUAGGUUGGUUAUUACACUAGUAGGGUAUCCAUCCAAAGAAUCAAGAGGUAUUAGGUUGGUGUCGUGAAGAUGGACGAAUCGCUUCACCUGGAUACCCUUACGACCACUCCUCUCACGGUCGAGUUGGUGGGUACCCACGAUGACGACGACGACAGCAAAAAGACGAAUUCUAGCAGUGGUCGACAAGUGCGCGUUUCGAUUGACAAGAUCGUCCGAGAUGCCGAGACGGGAAAUACCCGUUUGGUGGUGACGCUGCCUCGCUUGGUGGACACGGCGCAUGCGGGGGGCGCCGUCGAUCUGUUGUUGGACAAAUGGAACAAUUAUUAUUUGCAGACACUUGUCAUUACGGGUGUCCGGUUUACACAGGGAGGAAUCAAUGCCAUUGCGACCUUUUUGACCAUGCAAAAUGUGCUACCCACCAUCCAGACACUGGUCUUUCAUGAUAUUAUUGGAGGCAGAAUACUACGACAAGAUGAAGAUCAUGUAUAUGCCCUCUGCAAAACAUUCCAAAAGGCUCCCAAUUUGGAAAUACUGGACUUGAGUCACAAUCUCCUGGGGGAGUAUGUAUGGGAUGCACUGGGGGCACAAACCAAACUCAAAUCAAUCUGCCUCAGUGAUGUAGAAAUGAGAGAUUCCAGUUUCCAAAAACUACAAGCCAUUGUUUUUAACUGUGGAGAGACAUUGCAAGACGUGACAAUAUCCAAUUAUUCCAGAACCGGCAUUGAAGCGUGUGAAGCACUCGAACAUUUGCUCAGUUCCUGUCGAAAUUUGAGAUCUUUUUCGUGGGAAAACAAGUUUCAGCCUGCCGAUCAUCAUACCAACAAUAAUCAUAACAACAAUUCACAGACGUCAUCACCCUCCCGCAAACCAUCUCGAGAAGGCCUCGUGCCCGUCUUGGGAUUGGCCCAACUGUCGGAAAACAUGUUCAAGAAUGAUUUUGGAGCCAUGCAUCAUUUGGAACUCACGGGAGGGACCAUUCCGGCAGCCGAUAUUGCUACCUUUUGCAAUGCCCUGGAAGGAUUUCACAAAUUGCAAACCCUAAAAGUAUCGCAAUGCGGACUCACGUCGGAAAAUAUCCAACGCAUCGUCACGGCACUGCGAUCCGCCCGACCGCCAUUGUCGUCGAUUGACUUUUCCCACAAUGAAAUUGAUUGCGAGGGAGCGUCUUGGAUUGCACAAUUAUCCUGCCUCAGAGCCGUCACGAAAAAUUUGAGACAUUUGAAUCUGGAAUACAAUCAAAUUGCGAGAAAGGGAGCUCUGGAAGUCAUUGAACGAUUUGCGUCCAAGUCAAGUGAUUUCCAUUUGAGAUUACAAGAGGGAAACCCAUUUGAUUCCAGUGCCGUCUUUUUGUCCUUGGCGUCGUCCAAACAUGCCGCCGAAACCGAACUCAAGGAUUUGCACAAGGAUUGUUUCCGGUUACGGGCCGACAAGACGGAUGCACAAAACAAUUUAAGGGAACUGCUGCAGGCACAAUCCACCAUGGUCAAUGACAUGCACGAACUAACAGCCAAAGCCAAACAACUGGAAGAGGAUAAGGAAGGACUCAUCAAGGCAUUUUCCGUUUUGGGGAUGAUGCAACAUGUACAAGAACGAGACAAUAUGUUGCAACGAAUCGCGCAAUUGGAAGAAGCGGUUCACGGGCAUGCGAAAGCGAAUGGACUGAAAAAUGGUCAUUCCAAGCCACAACGACAACCAAGUCCGACGUCACGAACGGAACCAACCUGUUUGUCCAAGAGAAAAGUCAGCAAAGCGCGUUCCAUGGACGACCAGCUCAUGUCGCCAACGGGCCGAGCCAAAAAGCCCGUCGCACAGCCACAACCGGCGGCUCCCAAAAGUCCGUCGAAUGGAUUUCCCGUGCCUCCCAAUUUGUCCGCAUCACAAACCGGAAGAUCUCCUCGGUCGGGUCGACCCACCACGGCAAGGCAUCAGCUUGUACGAGCGGCGAGCGAACGGUGGAACGCUUUGAAAUUGGAGUCCAAUACCAACAACAGCAACAAUAACAAUAACAGUGGACCGGGCAAACCAAAAUUCAAGAAAAAACCCACGCCUGUACGGUCCAAGUCCAGCAAGUCACUGGCUGAAUUCUUGAACAAGUCAGCUCCCGACGUCUUUGACAACAACAUCAAUUUCGAUGAUUCCUUCAAUCUAUUGGACGACUCGGCUCACACAACCCCUGCAGUGACGCAACAACUAAUGUCCGAGUCGUCGUCGGCAUUGGGGGAUGCGCGACGACGAAUGCGACAACAAGGCCUGUCGUCCGCUCGAAGUCUACCGCCCCGUGGCGAAUCCAAGUCACUGGGGCAUAACAACUCUGCUCUUGCCAUGAACUCGUCGUUUGGCAACAACAGCAACAACUCGUCGCUGCCAAAGUUGGAUCGAAUGAUUGAUGCCUCGACAAGUGACAGCAGCGAUUCCUUGGCGUAUCCGAAGCGAUAGUCGCAAACAUUUGGCGUACAUGCCCGCCUAUAGCUAGCAAUGCAUAAGAAGAUUAUUUUAGCAGAUAAAGGGAUUUAACUUUGGG